This is a messenger RNA of Oncorhynchus keta (chum salmon), 4156 nucleotides long. RefSeq lists its product as uncharacterized. The coding region runs from base 387 to 3104 and encodes 905 amino acids. The record is from RefSeq and is a predicted model, not a curated record. Gene Ontology annotation, molecular function: DNA binding; zinc ion binding. Lineage: Eukaryota; Metazoa; Chordata; Actinopteri; Salmoniformes; Salmonidae. The transcript has 17 exons.
ACUGUCUAAGGUUAAGGUACAUUUGGGGUAAACUAACGUAUAGCAGUAGAAAUAGUAAGGGGUAGAGGGUAGGGACGACCCAAGCAUCCAUAUUUGCGUUUAAUUUGUGUUUCCUGUUAUGUUGCAUGUAAUUUCCGGUUCUUAACCGUCGAUGGUCCUAUACAUCAAUGGGAAGACUGAAGGUUUUGGGAAGCCCUGCGGGGAUGCAAGCACAUAUACAGAGAAGCAAAGUUUAUGCUUGAGUUACUCUAGGACCCGACUGGAUGUGAGCACUCCUCUGUAUUGUUAUGUAAGGUCUUGGAUGUGUGAACCUUGGAAGUCGUUGUUCAAGAACAUUUUGGAGAACAUUUAGACCUGUGGCUUCAUGAGUGUAUAGAGCCACAGAAAUGAAUGAAGGACUGGUGGAUAACCGAGGUUCUGGGAGAGGGCCAGGGGAGGAAGACAUGGAGAUAAACGGAGAGGUACUAAAACCUACAAAUGAUCUACUUAUAGAAAGGGAGGAGAGGACUGAGGUUGGGGACAAUGGGCUGGAGAGGACCUCUCAGGUCCUAUCGCCACUGGAGGCCCUGGCUCCCUCGGACAGCCUUGACAUUCAGGACCAUGCCACCUCUGUUCCUGUGAUAACAGGCCAUGGGCAGACAGAGAAGAUCCCAGGGGGAGUUGCUGAGGAACAACCUGUAGACUGGUUUGAGCCCCUGGAAGAUGACAAUUAUGAAGAUGACACACAGGGUUGGAACUUGGGCCUUGCGAUGGGGGAGCGACGCGUGAAUGGAAAAGGGGAUGCCGAAGAGGAGAGUGUUGCAGGGAGCGAAAGGAGCGGUAGCGUGGCAGGCCUUGAGAAGAAAAUCAACAGCAACAACCUGUUUUCUGUUUAUAGACGGAAGAAAAGAGUAACAGUUGAAGAGGGCUGGGAGGACUGGCCGGCACUUGGAAAGGGGUGGAAGCGCAAAGCCGUUGUUCGUCGUUCAGGUUCUAGUGUUGGCCAGAGUGACGUUUAUUACAUGAGUCCGAGUAAUGAGCGUGUGAGAAGUAGGGUUGAGCUUUCCAAAGUCCUGGCAGAUACUCUGGACAUGACAAUGUUUGAUUACAAAGCAGGGGUGUUCAGGGGUGCUGGACAACCCAAGCCCUUGCGUGCGAGAAAGACGAACAUACAGAAGGAUCCUCCUCCCUUAGUGGACUGUGGAUUUUCCUCAGAGUCCAGCUUGAAGGACAGAGGGGACCGGGCAGACAGUCCUGACUCCCAUCACAGACUGACCCCUCUGAGUCGCAGCUCUAUGGGCACGCCAAGCAAAGAUCUCCAACAUACCACUCCCCCAAGACCGAACUCGUCUCUCGCAAAGAUUAGUUCAGCUUCUGUCGCUCAUGAUGUGGAAGAUGUGAAGCAAAAUGCAACUAAACUGCCCUUGAGCCCUGCAUCAUCACUUUCAGUCUCCAUCAAUGGGAAGGCUGGUUCAGAGCCCUUCUUUGGCAUCUGUGCCAUUUGUGGUAAUUCAUAUACAGGCUUAGAGUAUGAAAGGCAGAUGAAGAGUCCCUGUUGCACCAUAUGCAGGGCCAACAAUCCAACUAUAGCCAAGAUUCAACUUCAUCAAAGAUUCAGAAAGUGGAUUCCUUGUGGUCACUGUAGGGCUUGCCUUACCACAGAAGAUUGUGGUAGUUGUGCCAACUGCAAAAAAACACUGAACCCUGACACCAGAAAACUUGUCCGCUGUCGGAAACGCAAAUGCAAAUGUCCUAUCCUCAAGUAUAACCCCGAUGGUCCCCAAAUGUUGGAUCCCUAUCCCAUGACGAAUUUUCAGAUUGACAGCAGAGAAUUGCAGAACUCCACUUCUCAAUACAGUGACCCUGAGGACUUCUCUGUGAAUGUCGAUAUAGAAGAUGACGAUGAAGAGUUUGAUGGUGAUGAUGCUGACUAUGAGGCUUGGGUGAGGAAACGUAAGCGGCGCUCCUGUGGGAAGUGUGAAGCCUGUAAUAGUAGGACAGACUGUGGCACUUGUGAUUUCUGCAUAGACAAACCCAAGUUUGGAGGCAGCAAUAAGAAGAGACAGAAGUGCCGUCUACGGCAGUGCCAGAGACAGGCCAUGAGACACUUGUUGCCCUUUCAGUUGGGCCAGACUGAUUUUGGGUCCCAAGAGGGGUGGGUGCAGCUUGGCAGGCCUAGGCCUCACUUUACAUACAGUCGCAAGACAACCUCAAAGAAAAGAAAAACACCGCAUCUGCAAGUGCACAUGGAGUUCACUGAUGAUGACGACGAGCCACUGCAGCAAGAAGAGGAUUAUCGCUACAUGGAAACAGCACAUUGGCGCCCUAUGCUUCCCAGCAAACGCCGGGAUGAGAAUUUCAGAAACCACAUACCGACAGUCCAGGCUCACAAAGAGACUGUGGAAAUUGUCAAAAAUAAUUCACUUCUGGAGCAUGUCCCAGAUAUCCUCAACCUUAUAAGUUCUCCAGCAUAUUGCACACUGUUCAAACCGGCAGACCCCGCGGUGAAAUAUGUUGGACCCCCAGUUGAGAAUACAUCCUCAGCAGCUCCGGACAGACAGAGUGGAAUGAAUGGAGGAAGGCCAAGUGUGGACAUGGAUGUAGAAACGCCGUCUGUGGAGCCAGAAGUGGAGGAGGUCACACCUAUGAUCACUCAGAUCUUCAGUCUUGCUGACAGUGCAGGAACAAGUGGGAUCGACCAAGAACAUGAGCUGUUAAAGCUACUGAAGUCCAUUCACAGCUCUGCACUCCCCACACUCUGGUUUGCCAUAAUGGUGGAGGGCCCGACACUACAGCUACUGCAGUGCUCUAAGCUCUCCCACAUGGUGGACACAACCGUGCAGAUUGACCCGAGCUUCUACUAUCAGAUCUGUGUACAGGGCCAGCCGCUGCUCCUCACCCACCCGCUGUAUGAAGCUCACCCAUCCUGCUUGACAUCUGUGCCCCAGGUGGCGAACCUGCUCCUGGAUCUGGAGAAGUACAACGUGUGCCAGGGGGUCCCGACCAAGGAACAGCCAUUCAGCCAGGCUCCAAUUAUCAUUGAGCGGGCAUCAACCUGUGACUUUCUGGUACUUAAAGAAACCGAGCACUGUGUGAGGUGUAAGGCCUUAUCCUGCAGCUAUUAAGGCCAGACACCACACCGUAAUAGAGAUUCCCCCCCUUAAUCAUAUCACAAUCAACUUUCUACAGUUGAAUGUAGGCACAAAUAAUAUUUUUUUGUAUUACAAUUUCAGAUUUAAAAAAAAAUUCAAAUAUAUAAACUAGGUGACAUCUCAAUUAAAUAUUUGCAUAUCCCACACACAAAAAAAGUCUGGACACUGGAUUAAGUCAGCCUAAAUAUUUUUGGUUUCAUAUUGUUAAGACACUCCAUGACCGGACUUACUCAGUGCAUUGUGGACAAAUACUUGAAAAAUAUUUUUAAUCUGUAAAAUACUAAAGACAUGAAAGUAAAAUGCAUUUUGGCACAUUAAAAAACAAACAUAUUUAGGCAAGUAUGAGAAUAUAUCUAUUUGCUUCUGAAGCUGGGGGAAAUUAGUUGACAUGUGGGAAGAGUCUUGACUUUUCGGAAUUGGCAGUUCGACAAGUACACUGAAUUUAGACUAACAAACACCUAUUUAGACCCAAUCACCAUCUCUUCAAAGUAAGUUACUACAUAUAGUUCAGUUUUUUACAUUUUCUAUGAAAUGGGCUUGUAAAUUGUGUAAUCCAAUGUAGUGGGCUUUGAAAUUAUGGAUGUUUGUCCAUUUUAAAGUGGUUAAAAUUAAUGACAUUUUGAUGACUAGUAUGAUAAACUAAUGAAAAUAUGCACUAUCAAGAUUGUCAUUUUUGUUUACUUUUUGAAAAUACUAAUGUUAAUGGACCAAAAUACCAACAAAUCUAAAAAUUGAUAGGUAGAUGCUGUGAUGUCAUUUCAGCCUGUGGUGCCUGGCCUUAAAAACAUUUGGUGCCGCAGGGUUAAGAGUCACCAGCACUUAGCAGUGUCACAGUACAGAGCAUCACAGCUCUGCCCUUAAAGAACAUUUCAAGUCUGCUGGCAAUGGACAACCAGGACUGUAGUAUUUUACACUUUUACCACUAGACUUUGCAAUUAUAUUUAAGAAAUUGAGGAAAGUGUUUUUUUUAUAGCCCAUUUUGUUUAUAGCCCAUUUUGUCUUACAAAUAAAUGUACAAAUCAUGA